CUGAACUCUUAGCACAGUCUUUUCCUUUUGUAUUUGACAUCUAAAAAGCCUCCCUCAGAAAUCUGGCGAGACAGAAAAAAAAAAUUGAUCCCUACCCCACCAUCCAGGAACCGACGCCGAUAUCGACAAUCCGCACCUCAUCUGCCGUCGCGACAACACCCUGGCGACUACGUGAAACAAUGUCCGACCCUGUCCGGCUCACCGUCCUUAUCUCCGGCAACGGAUCGAACCUGCAGGCUGUGAUUGACAAAACCAGCCAAGGUCAACUCUCCACCCAGAUUGUCCGAGUCAUCUCCAACCGCAAGGAUGCCUUUGGCCUCGAGCGGGCUCGCAAAGCCAACAUCCCAACGCAAUACCACAACCUCGUGAAAUACAAGAAGCAACAUCCGGCAACACCAGAGGGGAUACUGGCCGCCCGUGAGGAGUACGAUGCCGAACUGGCCCGGCUGGUGCUCGCUGACAAGCCGGAGAUGGUCGCUUGUCUGGGAUUCAUGCAUGUCUUGUCCCCUCGGUUCUUGGAGCCGUUAGAAGAGGCCAAUAUCAAGAUCAUCAAUCUGCAUCCUGCUCUGCCAGGUGCCUUCAAUGGCGCGAAUGCGAUUGAUCGCGCCCAUGCAGCUUGGUUGGAAGGGAAGAUCGACAAGACGGGAGUCAUGAUGCACAAGGUGAUCUCGGAGGUAGAUAUGGGGACACCAAUUCUGGUGCGCGAGAUUCCCUUCGUCAAGGGGGAGGAUGAAGACCUCCACAAGUUUGAGCAGAAGGUGCAUGAGAUUGAGUGGGGAGUGGUAAUUGAAGGAGUGCAGCUUACGAUCCAGGAGAUUCAGGAAGAGCGGCAGCGGAGGUGAUCGGUCUGAAUUUUUAUGCUUUACGAUUGUGGUCAAUACACAAAGAUACCAAGGCUGAAUCUAAGAAGUAUACUUGUCAUCACCACCUGAAGGAUUUAGUAGAACCAACCUGCUUGGGAGCUGCCAGCGCCGGGAGCGGUCC
This is a messenger RNA of Aspergillus saccharolyticus JOP 1030-1, 984 nucleotides long. RefSeq names its product phosphoribosylglycinamide formyltransferase. Gene Ontology annotation, biological process: 'de novo' IMP biosynthetic process. The record is from RefSeq and is a predicted model, not a curated record. Lineage: Eukaryota; Fungi; Ascomycota; Eurotiomycetes; Eurotiales; Aspergillaceae. Gene Ontology annotation, molecular function: phosphoribosylglycinamide formyltransferase activity. The transcript is spliced from 3 exons. Gene Ontology annotation, cellular component: cytoplasm. The coding region runs from base 180 to 842 and encodes 220 amino acids.